GAGGGAGGGAGGAGUAUCGCUGCUCAUAUUCACCGCAGAACAACACGAUUCUUAGUCGACCGCUGGAUAUACUCCCGUGAACAGAUAGUGCGCAGUGACAGUAAAAGCCAAGCCAGAUGUUCAACCGGACCACACCUUUGUGUUCACCUCACCAAGAUUCGGGUGUUGCUCCGUUCAUCAACGUGCCAGAUGUCUAUUACUUGUAUCCAGUGUGUCCCGCAGACAGAGCGCCGAUGUACUUGCCCCCGCCUUUGCUGCUGCACAGUGUGACGCCCCCAAGCGUGCCAACAACACAGAAGUGUUACAACCCUCAUGACAAAACACUUAAAUUUGUCGAUGGAGAGGAUGAUUUGGACUUUUUGUAUGAAGGCUUCAAAUCUCUCAGAGCUCAGAUGUCCUGUGGUCACGCUGUGACCCCGACCUCUCUCACCAACUGGUGUCGCAGGUUGUUGGACCAGGGUGAAAGCAGGUUUGUGUGUGGUGCGUCUGGUUGUAACGUCGAGUGGACUUUUGCAGAGGUUUGUAAAAUGGCUCUGCUGACGCCUCAAGAAAACGCAUAUUUUAGAAGAACCAUGGCGUUCAACGCUGCCAGGCAGACACAUACGACUAAGAUGUGUCCUGGCUGCAGAUCCACUGUGACGAGAGAGAAUGAAUCAGAUUUGAAUGUCCUCUGUAAAGUGUGCACAUCAGUAAAAGGACGGCCGUUUGAAUUCUGCUGGCAGUGUUUGAGGGAGUGGAAGGGUGCACGGCCUCGGAAGGACCGCUGUGGAAAUCGUGGCUGCUGCAACCAGUCAUUAGAGACACUAAAUAAAUGCCCAACUAUCACCUUUGGUUCAGUGAAGGAGUGUCCCUCUGUUCGUGCCUGUCCCACCUGUGGGUUACUGUUGGAGCACAGCAAGAAGUAUUGUAAAUCGGUUCACUGCCCUCGAUGCAAUGUGUCAUUUUGUUUUGUAUGUCUGAAGAGCUCCGGUACAUGCUUGAUAACCAGGUGUAUUCUUGCCCCCAGACAGACCUCUAUACCUGUCUGGCAGAAGAAAUAAUGGGAAAGACACGAGGCUGUUAAGUUUCACUUUCUUUAAAUUAAGAGUGUCUUUUCUAAAUCAAUGUACCAUGCUGUGUUUUUUAAUUCUCUGCUUUAAAUGUCAUCGCAUUAAAAAUUAAAAAAAAAAGAUGGUAGUGAGAAAUGUAUUACCAAAUAUGAUCUUUGCAGCUGUGUCAUGUCUGAACUGUAAUGAUAAAUCUGAUAAAUGCCAUUCAUUCAUAAACUUAGAAUAAGGUUAAACAUUCUGUGUGCACAUCCUGUCCUCUGGUUACUUACAUAUAUAACACGUGUUGUCUCCUUAUCACACAUUUUGUUUGUUUUGCAAACUACGUGAUAUUAAAUCUGUUUAGAACAAAUGUUUUGUGUAGGAAAAUCUUGUUUUGUUUAAUCAGUGUCAAUGCUCUUAUUUCCUCAACUGUUUCGAGCAAAUGUGUCUUUUAAUAAAACCUUGUUAUGUUUAAUUAAAGUCAUUGUGUAAAACAUUCAGCAUAUUUAAGUUAAUUGUUUCAUUUUCGAAAUUAAAAAUAAAAAUGUGUCUCUGUGGAAGAAAA
This is a messenger RNA of Maylandia zebra (zebra mbuna), 1593 nucleotides long. RefSeq lists its product as uncharacterized. NCBI's taxonomy places the organism in Eukaryota, Metazoa, Chordata, Actinopteri, Cichliformes, Cichlidae. The record is from RefSeq and is a predicted model, not a curated record.